Molecule: messenger RNA, 993 nt
Organism: Dictyostelium discoideum AX4
Lineage: Eukaryota; Evosea; Eumycetozoa; Dictyosteliales; Dictyosteliaceae
Gene: sae1
Product: sumo-activating enzyme subunit 1
Exons: 4
Coding region: 1-993 (330 amino acids)
Biological process (GO): protein sumoylation
Cellular component (GO): nucleus
Molecular function (GO): ubiquitin-like modifier activating enzyme activity
Source: RefSeq, a predicted model, not a curated record
AUGACAAACCCCGAAAACACACCAAUGACAACCACAAAUGAAGGAGGAAAAGGAUUAACAGAAUAUGAAGCUAAGAUCUAUGAUAGAAGUAUUAGAUUAUGGGGUGUUGAUGCACAAGCUAAAUUGCGUCAAAGUAAAGUAUUAUUCAUUGGAAUCAAUGGUUUAAUGUCUGAAAUUAUAAAAAAUGUUGUUUUAGCUGGUGUUGAUUCAAUUACAUUGGUAGAUGACCAUAUUAUAACAACUUCUGAUUUAUCUGCUCAUUUAUUUAUUAAUGAGGAUUCUGUUGGUAAAGUUAUAUCUACAGAAUCAGUAUUUGCAAUUAGUGAAUUAAAUCCAUUAGUUACAAUUGAUGUUUAUGAUAAAGAAAUUGAAACUAUGGAUGAUCAAUUCAUUAAAAAUUAUACAAUGGUUGUAAUAUCUGAUAAAAAUUUAAAUAAUGUUUCAAAGGUAAAUUCAUUAUGUAGAAAAAAUAAUGUAUCAUUUAUAUUUAGUCAUAGUUUUGGUUUAAAAGGUUUAUUUUUCUCUGAUUUAAAUGAAUUUAAAUAUUUUACAAAAACAACAACAGAACCACCAAAAACAGAAACACAUAUAUCAAUUUUUAAAUCAUUUAAAGAAUCAAUGGGAUAUGAUUGGAGUAAAACAAAUAGUAGAACACCAUUACCAUUUUUUGCACUUUCAACAUUAUAUCAAUUUGAAGAAAAACAUAAUAGGGUACCUGAUAAUAUUUCAGAUUCAGAUUUAUCUGAAUUAAAAUCAAUUAUUAAUUCUUCAAUUGAAAAGUUUAAUUUAAAAAAUACUGAUUCAAAUAAAUACUUUGAAGAAACUAAGGAUUUAUUAAAUAAAAUGAAUAUAGAAAUUUCACCAGUUUGUGCAAUUGUGGGUGGGAUUGUUGGUGCUGAAAUUAUUAAAAUUAUUACUCAAAAUAUGCAAGUUCUUAAUAACUUUUUCUUUUAUGAUGGCGUCAAAGGUACAGGUUUAGUUGAACAAUUUUAA